Molecule: messenger RNA, 3017 nt
Organism: Anopheles stephensi (Asian malaria mosquito)
Lineage: Eukaryota; Metazoa; Arthropoda; Insecta; Diptera; Culicidae
Product: protein trachealess-like
Exons: 6
Coding region: 204-2075 (623 amino acids)
Biological process (GO): regulation of transcription by RNA polymerase II
Molecular function (GO): RNA polymerase II transcription regulatory region sequence-specific DNA binding; DNA-binding transcription factor activity, RNA polymerase II-specific; protein dimerization activity
Source: RefSeq, a predicted model, not a curated record
UUUUGGUUCGGUGCAGCGCAAGGCGGGGAACUCAUUAACGUAUUUCGUUUGAAAUGCUAACAUCGAAAACGCAUACGCCUUGGGUGGUUGGCUGGUGAAAAUACUUUUACUCUGGCUGGUGUCUGUUAGCAGUGGUGGUCGUGUGUGGAAGUGGUUGUCCGUAAAAUUGAGGACAGUUUUUUAAACAUUGCUGGUUCAGCAUUAUGUUCCCUUUCUCCUCCCUGCAAGUCGAGUAUAGCAAUUUCCAUCGUUCAUCGCAAAUCAUGUCGAACGCCCUGAGCAUGAGCAACUCCGGCUUUCCACACUCAUGGAUCGUGUCCGGGCAGGACUUUUGUCCGAUAACGUACUCCUCGAUCCAGGGCCACAAUUCGGGCGUAUCGAGCAAUCUCGCAACGGUUGAACCGGGCCUGAUCGAACUGCGGAAGGAAAAGUCCCGCGAUGCAGCCCGUUCCCGGCGUGGGAAGGAGAAUUAUGAGUUUUACGAGCUGGCAAAGAUGUUACCAUUGCCGGCAGCGAUCACUAGCCAGCUGGACAAAGCGUCCAUCAUACGGCUCACGAUCAGCUACCUGAAGCUGAAGGAGUUCAGCGAGAACGGUGUACCGUCCUGGUGUAAGGAACCGAUCGGGUUCCAAAACUACAACGCCCCGCAGUACUUUAACGAGAUGUUCGAAACACAUCUCGGCACGCACAUCCUGCAAUCGUUGGACGGGUUCGCCAUCUCGACCGGUGUCGAUGGUCGCUUCCUGUACAUCUCCGAGACGGUUUCGAUCUAUCUCGGGCUGUCGCAGGUGGAGAUGACGGGCAGCAGCAUCUUCGACUACGUGCACAAGAACGAUCACGCCGAGGUGGAGCAACAGCUCGGCAUCAAGAAGGGGGCGGAGUACGCCAGCUACGGUGGGUACGGUGAUGACCCACCGACAGAGAAGGCGACCGUACUGAAGCUGGGCAAGGAUGCGCCCGGUGGAAAGGGUCUGCUGCCGGGCGAAUCGUACGAGGGUGACGACCGUGCGUUUUGCAUCCGCAUGAAGUCAACGCUCACCAAACGUGGGUGCCAUUUUAAAUCGUCCGGCUAUCGGGUGAUACUGCUGCUGUGCCAUCUGCGCAAGAAGGGUGCCGGGCAGGAGGAGACGCACACCGACAAGCAGACGGUGAUCGGGAUGGUGGGGAUUGGAAUUGCGCUACCACCGCCAUCGCUGCACGAGAUCAAGCUCGAGUCGGACAUGUUCGUGUUCCGGACGAGCCUGGACCUGACGAUCAUCCACUGCGAGAACAGGAUUUCCAGUUUUCUGGACUACACCGCGGACGAGCUGAAUGGGAAGAGCGUCUACAGUCUGUGUCACGGGCAGGAUGCACACAAGCUGAAGAAGAGCCACAGUGAAUUGAUCCAGAAGGGCCAAGUGCUGACCCCGUUCUAUCGCAUCCUCAACAAAAAUGCGGGCUACUUCUGGAUACAGUCCUGCUGUACGAUGGUGUGCCAGACGAAGAACAUGAGCGACCAGACCGUAAUCUGCGUCAACUACAUCAUCACCAAACCGGAAAAGGAAAACCUCAUCCUGGACAUCUCUCAGAUCCCAUCGGCCGCGGGCGUGCUGGGUGACUACCAUGCGAAACCCCUGUCUUCCGGAGGUGCUACCUCCGGUGCGAAAAAGUCCCAACCCGGAGUGGUGGCAAGCGAGUAUGAUCUGGAGUCGCAUUCACACGCUCACCAUCAUUCGGGUACGGACGGGUACCAUCUGGACGGUGGUGCCUCACACGUAGAUCACAAGGUAGACCUGAUGGAGAAGUCCGGCCUGGGGAAGGGUGGACUAGGGAUGACAUAUGGCGGCCCCAAUACCAACACCUCCACCGAUAAGAAAGACCUCGACUACAAGGAUAAGCUACUGGAGCGUGAGAAAGGAUGUAGCAAUAGUAAGCACCAGCGUCUCAAGAGUGGUAGCCCGAUGCUGAACCUGCCGAACGAGAAUGGUACGCACGAGAAGAAAUCGUCCGGUGGUAAGAAGAGCGUCAAUAAUCGGGCCAGCGUCAUCCGGGUGCUAAGCAAACCAUCGAAGAAGGUCCUGCAGGAAUCGCACUAGACCUGUCGCUGGCUUUGAGAAAAGCCAAUCCACACACUCAAUCAACGCCGCGAUCAACCAAUUUUUACCAUUAUUGUUUUAGUGUUUAGUGCGAGGAAGGGGGGGCCCGCUUCCUUUACCCUCCCACACCCCCAUCCCUCCUAACGGUGGUGGCUUCUUCUUCAUCGAUCGGUUAGUGGUUAGCGUGUAAUAAGUAUAGCGUCUCCCUAGUUGUUAGUGUAAUUAGUGAAUCACCGUACUACCUUCUCCAUUUCACCGUAUUUCUCUAAGAAGACGACACAUUUACAUACACACACAAAAAAGAAGUAGAAGGAAACAAGCGCACUUCGUUAGAUAUUGUAUUUGUUUGAGUUAAAUAGUUUUAUUUCGCUUGGUUUACACAUAUUGCCAUACCGGAAAGGACAACAUAUAGUACAGCGGACCCGAACGGGAGUGGGAAGGGGGAAAAAUCCAUGGAAGAGGGGAGGCUUUGAGAGGAGUUUAUCUUUUGGUGGAGAGGGGGGGGGGGAGGGAGGAACAAAGGGAGGAGGCAGUUUGUUUCACAUUGAGUGAAGGUGAAGAGAAGACGUUACACAUUAAAUGUCCGUUAAAAAGGAUGCUCAAAAAUGCAUACAUACAUACACGCCCAGAAAGGAAUGGUGGCGCAUGGUUGCAUGUGUCUGUGUAGUAGUGUAAAUGAUGGUGUCAUCCUUGAGCAUUCCUUUUUGUUUUCGACGUACCCGAACACACACACUCAGCCAUACAAGAACAUACACACAUACAUUCAAUCACACUGUAAGCUUCUCUUCACACUAUCCUCCCUCACCCACUAUCUCCACCUCGUCUCCCCAUACUACACAUAUACAUCUCCCAGCCGCUUAUAUAUGGUCUCUUUCUCUCUCUCACUGUCCGUUUAACUACUCUAAAUAUAAUAAUCCUUGUGUAAAGCAAUAUCUAAAAAAA